AUGAGCAAAGCCAGGAGGCCGCCGCCAGGCCGCGGUGCCGCCAUCGCCAGGCAGAUGGGUUUGCUGGUGGACCUCUCUCCGGAGGGGACGGCGGGGGACGACGCUGGGGACGAUGCCGCUGAGCUGGAGGCCGAGCUGCUGGCGCUGGUGGGAGGCCAAGCUGCGCCCGGAGAGAAGCCCAAGGGGAAAACCCCCUUGCCGAUGGAGGCGAUUGAGAGGAUGGCCGCCCUCUGCAUGAAGGACCCGGACGAGGAGGGGGAUGACGACGAAGAGCUGGAAGACGAAGACGAUCUCAUGGCCGAGCUGCAGGACGUGCUGGCCGAAGGGGAAGGGAGUGCGGACACGCCGACGCCUCCCGCCAAGGUGCCGGAGGCGCCUCCGGAGCCCAGCGACAUCGAGUCCACGCUGGCGGAGCGGGCAGGCAUGUACCGGAUGGCCAUCGCCAACGCCAGGGAGGCCGGCGACAGCUCCAGGGUGCGGCGCUACGAGAGGGGCCUCAAGACGCUGGAGAACAUGCUGGCCUCUGUCAAGAAGGGAAAAAAGAUCGACGAGGAGGAGAUCCCCCCUCCGGUGGCGCUGGGGAAGGGUGUGAGCCCUCCGCAGCCCACCCCGGUGUCCCCCCCACCCGCCGCCCGCCCCGGCUCCCCGCAGCUGCCCGCUGCCUCUGCCCCCAAGCCGCAGCCGCCCCCCGUUCUCCCGAAGCCCCGGGUCCUGCCCAUCAGCGCGCCGGAGACGAAACCAGCUCCUCCCUCGCCGUCUUCCCACCCAGGCUCUGACCGUGCCAGCGCCGAGGCCCUGCUGCGGGGCCGGCAGCGGGAAUACAAGCUGGCGGCGCUGCACGCCAAGCAGCGCGGAGACCUGGAGAUGGCCACAAAGUACUACCGAGUCGCAAAGAGCUUUGACUCUCUGCUUGACGCAGUGGGGAAGGGCCAGCCAGUGGAGCUGAGCAGCGUGCCACCUCCUCCCGACCAGCUGCCGAAGGAGUUGUCGUCGCCUGGCCGGCCGCAGCCUGCCGCAGCAGUGCCUGUGCCAGAAGCUAAACCAGCAUCUCCUGCGGCAGACGUCCCCGCCGCUCCCCGGGACAUGCUUGAGGCUCUGCAGCAGAGGAUGGAGCGGUACAAGAUGGCAGCAGCGCAGGCUAAGAGCAAGGGAGACGACCGGAAGGCCCGGAUGCAUGAGCGCAUCGUCAAGCAAUACCAGGACGCCAUCCGGGCACACAAAGCGGGGAAAAUGGUGGAUUUCUCCGAGUUGCCUGUUCCGCCAGGCUUCCAGCCCAUCCAGGGCGCGGAGACACCGUCCGGAGACCAGAGCAUCGCCGGAGUGCUGGAAACGGCCAUGAAGCUGGCCAGCCAGGAGGUCCACGAGGAGGAGGACGGCGCUGAGGAGGCAAAGCCUGCCGCCCGCCCUGCCCCGGCGCGAGCCGCCGCCUCCCAGCCCAAGCAGCCGCCGCCGCCUCCCCGAGCCUCCUCCGCGGGUGCCCCGAAUUCUGCCGGAGUGGCCAAACCGGACCCCAAAACCACCGCGAAAGCCCAGCAGCAGCUGGCAUUCCUGGAAGGCAGGAGGAAGCAGCUGAUGCAGGCUGCCCUCCGCGCCAAGCAGAAGAACGACAUCGAGGGGGCAAAGCUCUUCCUGCGCCAGGCCAAAGGGCUGGACCCCAUGAUCGAGGCCUCGCAGAACGGCCUGCCCGUCGAUAUAACCAAGGUGCCCGAAGCCCCCGUCAACAAGGAGGACUUUGUGCUCGUGCAGCGUCGAGGGGUGCACAUCUCUCCCGAGGCGGCCAGCCAGUACCUGGAGCUGAUGAAGCUGAUCAGGCAGCAGCACGAGAUGUGCGUGAAUUACUCCAAGCAGUUCACUCACCUGGGGAACAUUGCGGAGACAACCAAGUUUGAGAAGCUGGCUGAGGACUGCAAGCAGAACAUGGAGAUCCUGAAGCAGGCCCAUGCCCGGGGCUUCCCGCUGCCCAAGUACCAUUACGAGCAGCGAACCUUCAGCGUCAUCAAGAUCUUUCCGGAGCUGAACAGCAACGACAUGGUGCUGUCGAUAGUGAAAGGGAUCAACCUCCCGGCGCCGCCAGGUGUGGCUCCCAACGACCUGGACGCCUUCGUGCGCUUCGAGUUCCCCUACCCCAACGCGGAGGAAGCUCAAAAGGACAAGACCAACGUCAUCAAGAACACCGAUUCUCCCGAGUUCAAGGAGCAGUUCAAGCUGUACAUGAACCGCGGGCACCGUGGGCUCAGGCGCGUCCUUCAGACGAAAGGCAUCAAGUUCGAAGUGGCGCAUAAAGGGGGCCUGUUCAAGACGGACCGCGUCAUCGGCACAGCUCAGCUCAAGCUGGAGGCGCUGGAGACGACCUGCGAGGUUCGGGAGAUCAUCGAGCUGCUGGACGGCCGUCGGCCCACAGGGGGGAAGCUGGAAGUGAUCGUGCGGAUCAGGGAGCCCCUGAGCUCCCAGCAGCUGGAGACGAGGACGGAGCGCUGGCUGGUCAUCAACCCCAGCACCGUGCCCCCGGUCGCCGUUUCCAAACCCAAACCGGCCGUCGCUCCCACGAAGGAGGCGAACAACAGGCGAGUACCGGGGCGGUUGUCUGGCGAAUGGCUCCUGAAAGGAUGGGGCUGGGGGUACAUCGGGCGCUGCGCUGGGGGGGGCCGGGGAGGGCCACCGCCCCCUCCCCGUCCUCCCCCCGCCUCACCCGGGGCCAUUUUUCCCCCCCCCACCUCAAAACACCGCAGGGCCGUGCCCGCCCUGCCCAGCCUCAACCUGCUGGCCUUCGACCGGGAGAAGCUGGAGAGGAAGAUGCUGGCCUACACCCAGGCGCAGCGGCCGGUCCCCCCCGAGCUGCGGGAGCAGCACCAGGACAUCGCCCGGCGCAGCCAGUGCCUGCGGUCGCGCCUGCAGCAGGGCGACCCCCCCUUCCGCAAAGAGUACCUGGCGCAGCUGGAGCGGUACCUGCACCUCUACACCGAGGCGGCGCGGCGCCUGGGCAGCGAGGGCAACCGGGAGGCGGCCAAGGAAGCGCUGUACAAGAGGAACCUGGUGGAGAGCGAGCUCCAAAAGCUCCGCCGAUGA
Molecule: messenger RNA, 3066 nt
Organism: Gavia stellata (red-throated loon)
Lineage: Eukaryota; Metazoa; Chordata; Aves; Gaviiformes; Gaviidae
Gene: CC2D1A
Product: coiled-coil and C2 domain containing 1A
Exons: 29
Coding region: 1-3066 (1021 amino acids)
Biological process (GO): regulation of transcription by RNA polymerase II
Cellular component (GO): nucleus
Molecular function (GO): DNA-binding transcription repressor activity, RNA polymerase II-specific; RNA polymerase II cis-regulatory region sequence-specific DNA binding
Source: RefSeq, a predicted model, not a curated record